Molecule: messenger RNA, 316 nt
Organism: Hymenoscyphus albidus
Lineage: Eukaryota; Fungi; Ascomycota; Leotiomycetes; Helotiales; Helotiaceae
Source: the annotation of a GenBank genome assembly
AUGCCAUUUAUCCAAAUCAUCGCAAUGCUAGAGCAAAAGACAUUGACUGAGGCGCAAGCCAACAUGGUCACAGCCCUGUACAACAGUGAUACUCAGCGGAAGAAAAGACGGAUGUGCGUUCCAUGAGUGUAAGAUGGAACUGCUAGUUGGGUGUUUUAGCGAGAAUUGGGAUGGACGACAGGUUGGAGUCGGAGGCCAAGGGGGAGGAAAUGAGGGAGGAGAGGAUGGAUUGGAGGAGGAGUUGGAGGUCUUGAGGCCAAGCCUUCCUUUUCUUGAGGGGAGGGAGGUGGAUGGGGAUAUGUAUAUGGGAGUUUGA